UAAAGUUAAGAGAAAAAAAUAAAGAUUAAGGUCACAGACUACAGCGAGGUUGUCAUCGAAUUGUGUGAUUUGGCUCGUGUUGAUGUUUACGUUUUAUUCUAUGGUGUUGAUAUGGAGGACGUAGUUUUGGGUGAUGAAACAAAGACGAAGCCUCCUCUAACCAUGAAGAUCGAAGAAUCCAAGGAUUCCAACAUCAAAGGAAAGGACGUCGAACAGCUAAAACGCGCUGAAUUGGAGCCGGACUCGCUUAAAACGCCGUGCUUGAAUCCGCUCGUUUCAACUCAACAAAACAAACCCGUAAAAGGUAUAUUAAAACCUCCGCAGUUAAGUUUAAGCGGCAAUACGCCCAACACCGUGGCCAAUUUGCUGAAACAAGCGAACCUGGACAAAGACGCUGAUGCAAAAAGAUCCAACGGCGAAGUACUCAAAUUUGUGCCUCUCAAGACCAACACCCAAAUAACAAAGAAAACCGAGACGCCCGCGCCCGCGAGCAACGUGCCCGCGUCGGCGUCGACGACGACGUUCGUGUUCGGUCAAAACUUGGAAGAAAGAGUUAUGGCGGCCGAAGCGAAACCCGCAGAAGGACAGUCUUUGGGCGCCAGUUCGAACGGAGUGAGUGAUAUGUUGUUUAGUUCGGCGGUAAAGAACGACGUUGCAAAGGACUGUCCGGCCGAUUCAAGCAAAGCGAAAUCUCUUAGCGACUCGGCCAGGGAGUACGAGGAAAUGCGGGCGUGCAAAAGGAAAUAUGAUGCCGUCGAGGUCAAGACUGGCGAGGAGGAAGAAACUAACGUGUUGAGCUUGUCGUGUAAAUUGUUUUCAUUCGACAAGGAUUCGAGUACUUGGCACGAGCGGGGCAGAGGGACGCUCAGGUUGAACGAUUUCGAGGUGGACGAAAACAUGACUGGCAGCAGGCUCGUGUUCAGGACCACCGGCAGCCUUAGGGUUAUAUUAAAUACCAAGAUUUGGGCGGAAAUGACGAUCGAAAAGGCGAGCGACAAGAGUAUCCGGCUCACCGCUCUCGACUCCAACGGCGAAGUGAAAAUAUUUUUAAUCAUGGCAACUAUCGAAGACGCCAGGCAUUUGUAUGCGCACCUGAAGCCGCGUCUAGAAAAGGAAGUGCUGGCCCAGAAACGUCCGAAAACCAGCUCGGACGAAGGCGAGACGAAAUGAUGGCGUCUUCUUUUCCGGGCGGUUUUUUUUUCGCGACGCUUCUAGCACGUUUCGAGCGACAUGGCAUUUCGUUGUAUAUUUUAUACUUUAACCGACGGGGCGACAACAGUUGAAAUCGUUUUGUAAUUCCACUUGGUUUGUUAUUAUUUAAGCAUCAAAUAAACAAUGUGAUCGGCAACGGGACUUUUCGUUUGCGUUUC
Messenger RNA from Cylas formicarius (sweet potato weevil), 1370 nucleotides. RefSeq names its product ran-binding protein 3 (gene RanBP3). The record is from RefSeq and is a predicted model, not a curated record. The coding region runs from base 112 to 1170 and encodes 352 amino acids. Gene Ontology annotation, biological process: protein export from nucleus. The transcript is spliced from 5 exons. NCBI's taxonomy places the organism in Eukaryota, Metazoa, Arthropoda, Insecta, Coleoptera, Brentidae. Gene Ontology annotation, cellular component: nuclear pore; cytoplasm. Gene Ontology annotation, molecular function: GTPase activator activity.